Molecule: messenger RNA, 2319 nt
Organism: Aspergillus welwitschiae
Lineage: Eukaryota; Fungi; Ascomycota; Eurotiomycetes; Eurotiales; Aspergillaceae
Product: ankyrin
Exons: 3
Coding region: 1-2319 (772 amino acids)
Biological process (GO): nucleoside metabolic process
Molecular function (GO): protein binding; catalytic activity
Source: RefSeq, a predicted model, not a curated record
AUGAGAGAACGCCAACCUCAUCGCGAAGACUACACCGUAGGCUGGGUCUGCGCUCUGCCGAUCGAACUAGCAGCCGCACAAGCAAUGCUAGACACCGAACACUCCAGCAUACGCCUGCAGAUCGAUGAUCCCAGCAUAUUCAUCCUAGGAAAUAUAGCCGGGCACAAUGUUGUGAUUACAUGUCUCCCAGAUGGACAAAUAGGCACCAGCUCCGCUGCGACCGUGGCAAUCCAAAUGCGCUCCGCGUUUCCGUCAAUCAGGUUCGGUCUCAUGGUGGGAAUCGGCGGGGGAGUCCCCAGUCCUGAGCAUGAUAUUCGGCUGGGAGAUGUGGUCGUUGGUCGACCGGAUAAUCAAACUGGGGGUGUAGUGCAGUAUGAUUUUGGGAAGAGCACGUCGAGUGGGUUUGUACGCACGGGGUUUUUGAAUGCGCCCCCGGUUAUCUUGUUGAAUGCAGUAGCCCUAUUACGGGCGAGGCAUUUUCUGGGGAGGGGAACGAUGACUGAGUACACGGAAAAGUUGAAGGAAAUGCCUGCUUUUACGCGCGAUAAAGAUAAAAAUCGGGAUAUCCUGUUCGAGGCGGAGUAUAACCAUGCUGGAGGUGUGACGUGUGAGAAAUGCGAUGAGGAACGAUCGAUCCAACGCGAUGAACGUGAAGGUCAUGGCAUUAUGGUGCAUUAUGGAACAAUUGCGUCAGGGAAUCAAGUACUCAAGGACGCGCAUGAACGAGACCGACUCGCAGCAGAAUUGGGAGGGGUGUUGUGCUUUGAGAUGGAGGCUGCCGGGCUGGUGAAUAAUUUCCCAUGCUUGGUAAUCCGAGGGAUUUGUGACUAUGCCGAUUCGCAUAAGAAUAAGAAUUGGCAACCUUCUGCUGCCGGGGUUGCCGCUGCUUAUGCGAAGGAGUUGUUGUCGGUUAUACCACCAGGGCAUGUGGAGAGAACGAAGCCCAUGAGGAGAAAUGCACCCAGAAAAACCUUCAUGAUUCCCUUUCAGAGGAAUGGAAAUUUCGCUGGCCGUGAUUCUAUAAUGAGUGAGCUUGAUAGAAGAUAUGAUACAGCCGCGUUUGAACGUUAUCUCGGUAUAGCUCUCGUUGGAAAUAAAGGCAUAGGUAAAACAUACAUCGCCCUAGAGUAUGCUUACCGAAGCCAACAACACAUGCCCUGGCUAUCCGUAUUCUGGAUAUACGCAAGCAGCAUCUCCCGAUACAGAAGGUCGUAUCAAGAUCUAGCUGACCGUCUUGAUCUACCCGGAAAAGACGACCCAGCAAUCGAUAUUGUGGAACUGGUAUCGGACUGGCUCACUGAUGAAGAAAAUGGGCCAUGGCUGAUGAUUCUGGACAAUGUGAAAAAUGUAGGUCUUUCCCAAGAGACGGGGCUUCCUGUUCUGCUAGAGGAUGACGUGACGGAGAAGAUUCCGAUUUUUUCGUUGUCUCCAGAAGCAAAACACGGCUCUUUGCUUGUGACGUCGCGCAAUUUGGAGGCAGCGAUGAGUAUCGUCGGUUCAGCUGAGAACAUUGUCCAUGUGCAGCAGAUGGAUGAAGGGCCGAAAAGCUUACUUGGUAAUGGGAAAGAUCUGCUGGCGAACCUUGAUCUGAACAGCCCCAAAGAUGGUCGGACACCACUAUCGUGGGCUGCAGAAGCAGGUAUUGUGCCAGUCGUGAAAUUGUUGCUUGCUACUGGUAAAGUGGACGUCGACACCAGAGACUCACAUUAUGGUCGAACGCCUCUAUCAUGGGCUGCGGGGGCUGGUCAUGCAGAAAUUGUUCAGCUCCUUCUGGAAACCAACAAAGUGGACAUCAACUCCGUCGAUUACCAAAACCGGCCGCCACUGACCUGGGCGCUCUUUAAUUCUCUAGAGCGAAUGAAACCGGUUGUCAAGCUGCUUCUAGCCACCGGCCGAGCCGACCUAAACAUCCGCGAUGAAUCAUCAGACCGCACAGCCCUUUCUUGGGUGUGUGGUGGGGGCCACCUGGAAAUCGUUAAAUGGCUGCUUGAGACCGGCAAGGCAGACGUUAACACCAUUGAGAAAUACCACGGGCGAACUCCUCUUUCCUGGGCUGCAUUUGACAGGCAUCAGGAAAUCAUGAAGGUGUUAAUCGCAACGGGACAGGCGGACCUGGAAGCAAGAGAUAGAGAAGAGGGUCGGACUGUGCUAUCUUGGGCGGCGGGCAAUGGACUUGAAGCCGGGGUGAGAGCUUUGUUAGAAACUGGAAAGGUGGAUGUCAAUUCCAAGGAUCGGAAUAGAAGGACACCGCUAUUCUGGGCUUUAAGCAAUGGGCAUCAGAAUACGGCUCUUCUUCUAGAGGAGGCUUUGAGCGGAUGA